This is a messenger RNA of Cajanus cajan (pigeon pea), 373 nucleotides long. The record is from RefSeq and is a predicted model, not a curated record. NCBI's taxonomy places the organism in Eukaryota, Viridiplantae, Streptophyta, Magnoliopsida, Fabales, Fabaceae.
AAUUGAAGUUUACUGUUUUUCAUUGUGUGAAGAAACAAAAGACAAAAUGGGUUUUCGCUUACCUGGUAUUAGACGAUCAUCAUUUAGUGCAAGUCAAGCAUCUUCUUGCAAGGUUGUGGAGGUCCCAAAAGGGUAUCUUGCAGUGUAUGUUGGAGACCAAAUGAAGAGGUUCUUGAUUCCAGUAUCAUUUUUGAACGAGCCUUUAUUUCAAGAAUUGCUGAGUCAAGCUGAAAAGGAAUUUGGAUACUAUCAUCCUAUGGGUGGUCUCACAAUCCCCUGCAAGGAGGACGUGUUCUUAGCUAUAGCUUCUCGCUUGAAACGGUUAUAAUUCAUACUGCAAAAGAUCCCAACAUAGACUAGCAGAGAAUUUUGU